UUAUAACACGCCGUACAACUUCGCGGUAAUCUUUUAAAAACAAACUUAGUGAAAGUGCAAGUAUAAAUAUCGAUGUGUAACACAAAUAUAUUAUGUUAAAAAUUUUACUGCGUUUACAUGAAGAUUUAUUAUACAAGAAAAUAGACUUCGACUGAUGAAUAAAACUUAAAAUGGACAGCGAAAGUUCAUUUGCCUCUUUGCUUGAAGACUCGUUCUCCGACAACGAAACGGUUGAUGAAGCUACCGAUUACUCGUCGAAGAUAAAAGAUGCAUUGGAAGAUUUUAGCCAGCGUUUCGACGUGGAACUCCUGCAACAGGCACUGCAAGUAUGCUUGUCCUCUUGUCCGGACAAUUCAUUGGAAGUGAAAAUAUUCCAAGAAACAUUUCCCAUCGCGCAGCGUCUAUUGUCUCAGGCGCUCGAACGAAUCGGUGAAUUGAUAAACUCGGACGGAGGAGGUGCUUUGGAUAAUGUAAAGCGACAGUUGUCCAUUUCUCAUGACCUGUUAACUGUGUGGGAAAAGUCCAUCGAACGAGCUUCGAAAAUUCAGAAAAUAUCUGCGAUCAAUCUGAGAUUUUUAUUGGAGGACGCAUCUACUAUAAUUAAACUGAUCUUCGAACACUGUCGUGCGAGCACGAAAUUGUACGGAACUUUGUUCGAGGGCGUAUCGGAAAAAUUAACGAAUCUCUUUCGUAAGGCGAAAACGAUCUUGAACCUAUUCCUGGCCACUUUGGAAGGUGUAAUCGUUUUCGACACGGAUGCGGAAUCGGAAACGGAGCUGCUAGUAAAAGUGAUUGACAGAAUCGGGUCUCUGGUCAGCAUCGCGCAUGCAUUGGAUCUGAAGACGUUCGUUGAAACGUCGAAAAUGUUCGGUAAGCUGGCAGUUACCUACCAACAUGUUGUGAAACGGGGGGAUCCAACAAACAUCACGUUGCAUCUCGAACAAUUAGCGAAAGACGUGACGUCGAUGCUUUUGUGGCUUCAGAAUUCUCUUGGCAAUGCAGACGAAAAGAAGAUAAAGGUAGCUGGUCAUUCGUUAAAAAUUUUGGACAGACUGCUCGCAGCCUAUUAUUCCAAUAUAAGCAACGAAACCCUUCUGUGCGUGAUCGAGCUUAUCAUACAAAUGCAUAGAUGUAAUCCUGCCUGUUUGAGAAGGUGCCAGAUCUCUGAUAAAAUGAUCGAGUUAAUAAAUGCUCACAUCACAAGGAGCGCGGAGCCAUUUUUGAACACCGUUUUCAAACACUCCGAUUUCAAGCAGAUCUUCUUCGAGUGCAAACAUCGAACGAACUUCGACAAGCUCGGUUACCAUUUGUUAAUUAUUAGUAUUAUGAAGAAAUUAGUGAGCAUGCCGUAUGAACAGCACUGUGAAUGGACGCUGGGCGCGGAGUCGAUCAUCGAUGUCGCGUUAACAAGCAUUUGGGACAUACAGGAAGAUAUUUGUGCGGGAGACGUAAAGUUGCCAAGCAGCCACGAUAUUGGAGAACAACCAAGAUUGGCCACGUUGUACGAAACCACCCAUGUCCUAAUUUGUGGUUUAAUCAGCCAGAUCUCUCCGGAUGGUUUCUAUGCUGUCGAGCUAAUUUUAUUGAAGCAUUUGUUGAGCGAUCGACUUUGGAGUGCUCUUCUCAGCUCGGACAUCUGGUGUUUCAUAGGACGAAUCAGUUCUUCGGAACUGUGCGUCAAUCACGUGAAAUAUUUAUUGAAAGUUUACACGUCGUUAACGGAACGAGGCAACAGCCUCGAACUUGUCAUUUUGGAGAACUUGAUCGGAAGAUUGUACAGUUUGCUCUCGGAAGAGUCGAGGCACUCUAUCAUAACGGAGCUCGACGAUCUCGAGAGCCGAUCCUGGUGUGCUGUCGCGAGCUUUUUGCCAACGAAAACGAGAUCGUUUCUGCAGAAACGUCUGACCUGCGCGCUUAAAGAAAUCCCCGAGGCUUUUCUGAAACUUCAACGGCAGCCCACGGUGCAAAAUUGGAAUCGUUUCGCAACGCUGCUGUUUUUCAUUGGGAAACUUAAUUAUACCGGAGAGAAGAACACCGCGGACGUAUUUUCGCAGAUGUGGAACUGCAUUUCGAGCACGAUCGAGAUUUUGGAAGACAGGCAAGUGGACAUAGUGUCGGAAUUCACGCGGAAACUGAUCGAAGCCACGCAGCCGGAAAAUAUUCAAGAUGACAUAUUCCACACGCUUCUGGAAGCAAUGUUAACGUCGCUUCUGUGUUCGCCGUCGCACGUCAGAGCGACCGCGUCGCAUUACCUGAAGGACAACGUGAACAAGUUCGGUAAUUGCGGUCCGAAGACCGCGAAUGCACUGACAGAAUUGAAUUGCCGUCUUCUGGAAGACAACAAUCCGUGGGUACGGCAGGAAGCUUUGGAAUCGUUCGAUUAUAUCGCUCACAUGUGCCCGAACGAGGAUCUGGUUACCAAAAUGGCGACAGCCAUUACCAGGAAGCCAUCGCUGGGCGAGUCUCUUCCAGCUUAUCUCUCCAGCACGCCUUAUUACGAGCUCCUCGACUUUUCGGACGUGCGGCUUUACUUGCAACACGUGGCUAAAAAUUCGGUGAACGUUUGCCACAUUUGCUGUCGAUACGAGGAGUCGCAAAGGGACGAGAAGCUCGCUCGAAUGGAAACCGAGUCGAGCGACGGUUCCGAGGGUCAGUUCUCAUCGAAUCCGUCGUCGCAUGUCCUGGACGAAGAAGCGAACAGGAUAUGCGACGAGUUGAAUGACAUUUUAAGAAACACCGCCGAUAUCGCUGACAACACGUUACGAAGAUUGCGACUCGUCUGUGCGAAGCUUUUAGAUUUGACCGAAUCGUCGAAAUGAAUUUUUAUUUCAGUAUUAUCUUUUACAAACAAUUUAUUUAUGAUCACGGGCGAACGUACAGUUAAUGUAGCGUAAAACAUACUCCAUGGUAAUUAUCGUUUUUUGGAUAUAUUGUUGAAAAUAUUGAUAUCGUACGCAAAGGAAAAAUAUUUCAUUUUUUUGGAUGCAGAAUUUGAUCGGAUGCGAGAGUUAGGCCGAUCAUGUUUCUUUCAUGUUACUUCACAGUCGGUUCCGAGUUCUCAGUUAUUAUGGAUAACAUAGUUAUCAAGCGCAAAUGUAAAGAAAAAUAUUUGGAAAUAAACUAUGGAAAUCGAUCAUCAA
This is a messenger RNA of Megalopta genalis, 3140 nucleotides long. RefSeq names its product FIGNL1-interacting regulator of recombination and mitosis. The record is from RefSeq and is a predicted model, not a curated record. Lineage: Eukaryota; Metazoa; Arthropoda; Insecta; Hymenoptera; Halictidae.